AUGCGAGAACUCGGUUUCCUCUUCAAACCUUCACCGUACAACUCGAUGCUAUCUCUCUACAUUCAGCUAGAAAAACUCAAUAUGGUCGAUAAGCUUCUGAAUGAGAUGGAAGAGAACAAAGUAAAACCAGACAAUCUCACGGCAAACAAUGUUCUAAGGGCGGUGGAGUUGUGUUUGAAAAAGUCGAAUAAUGAUAAACAAGUAUUCGAACUGGAGAGGGACACGGUCAAUGCAAUGACAAAGGCAUAUGCUAGAGCUUGGUCAGAAGUAAAGGCUACGUGUAAGAAGGUGAUGUUGCUCUGGGCGACUUUGAUCCUUCUUAUUUCAUUGUUCCUCCGUUUCCUAUACCGCCUUUGA
Arabis nemorensis is the source of this 357-nucleotide messenger RNA. NCBI's taxonomy places the organism in Eukaryota, Viridiplantae, Streptophyta, Magnoliopsida, Brassicales, Brassicaceae. The record is from the annotation of a GenBank genome assembly.